UUCAAGUCAGAGAUUUCCAAGUAGGGGUGUGUUGGAGGGACUUCCGAGGGCGGCUUGUCCUGGAAGAAUGGGGGAAAGGUGGCAGCAGCAGCCGCUGCCUCCAAGGACAUCUGUGUCGCUCCCUGGRAGACCCUCUGCCCUCUCCCCCUCCCACCAGCCCCGGCGAGCAGGGACCGAGCUUGCUUAUUAUCACCUGACGCUGUGCAGCCACUGAUCCCAUUGGUGGAGCCAGAUUCGGUCUGGCUCUUUCGUUCUUUCUCGCCUUCCCUGCCUCUCUCUCCUCCACGCUGCUUUGAUUUCGCUCCUGCCUCUCUUUCUGUGCUCGCUCGCUCCCUCGUCUGGGAACAGCGUCUCACCAGGGGCAGCAGGGCUUCGCUGCAGAGCCAGACAGGAGCUGCCUGCGGGGCAUGGAAGCAACCUCCUCGGCAGCCGGGAGAGGAGCGCGCGCGCUUGGCUGCCCGUGACCCAGGAGUCCGGCCGCCGGUCCCCUGCCUGGGGAGCUCGUCCACAGAGAUCUCUCCCUUCCCUCUCUGCCAGGUCUUGCUCCGCAGAGCCCCGUGAGGCCAGUCCCCACAGGACCCAAACCAGAGGGCAGCAUGGAGCUGCUGUCCACUCCCCACAGCAUUGAGAUCAACAACAUCACCUGCGACUCCUUCCGCAUCUCCUGGGCCAUGGAGGACAGUGACCUGGAGAGGGUCACCCAUUACUUCAUUGACCUCAACAAGAAGGAGAAUAAGAACUCCAACAAGUUCAAGCACAGGGACGUCCCCACCAAGCUCGUGGCCAAGGCGGUGCCACUGCCCAUGACAGUGAGAGGCCACUGGUUUCUGAGCCCCCGCACAGAAUACAGCGUGGCSGUGCAGACGGCGGUGAAGCAGAGCGAUGGGGAGUACCUGGUGUCCGGCUGGAGCGAGACGGUGGAGUUCUGUACAGGGGAUUAUGCCAAGGAGCACCUGGCCCAGCUGCAGGAGAAGGCUGAGCAGAUCGCUGGCCGUAUGCUCCGCUUUUCUGUCUUCUACCGCAAUCAUCACAAGGAGUACUUCCAGCAUGCCAGGACCCACUGCGGUAACAUGCUGCAGCCCUACCUGAAGGACAACAGCGGCAGCCACGGCUCGCCCACCAGCGGCAUGCUGCACGGGGUCUUCUUCAGCUGCAACACCGAGUUCAACACCGGCCAGCCCCCCCAGGACUCCCCCUAUGGCCGCUGGCGCUUCCAGAUCCCCGCCCAGCGCCUCUUCAACCCCAGCACCAACCUCUACUUUGCGGACUUCUACUGUAUGUACACAGCCUACCACUACGCCAUACUGGUGCUGGCACCCAAGGGCUCCCUGGGGGACCGCUUCUGCCGCGACCGCCUGCCCCUCUUGGACAUUGCCUGCAACAAGUUCCUGACCUGCAGCGUGGAGGAYGGGGAGCUGGUCUUCCGUCACGCCCAGGACCUCAUCCUGGAGAUCAUCUACACCGAGCCUGUUGACCUGUCCCUGGGUACCCUGGGGGAGAUCAGCGGGCACCAGCUCAUGAGUCUGUCCACUGCCGACGCCAAGAAAGACCCCAGCUGUAAGACCUGCAACAUCAGUGUGGGCCGCUAGGGACUCCCGGGGGGCUGAGGGGCUGGGGAGAGAUGACGGGAGGGUGGAGGUGGGUGGCACAGGCUCAGGGAGCUGGCUUUCUCUCCCUGCCCCCCUGCUCCCUCGGCUCCAUCCACUAGCCCCUCCCCCACCCCUUGGCAUUGGAGGCAACGAUGGUGGUCCUCUGGGUAAGCGUGGCCCACC
Molecule: messenger RNA, 1772 nt
Organism: Urocitellus parryii (Arctic ground squirrel)
Lineage: Eukaryota; Metazoa; Chordata; Mammalia; Rodentia; Sciuridae
Source: RefSeq, a predicted model, not a curated record